Molecule: messenger RNA, 1410 nt
Organism: Lutra lutra (Eurasian river otter)
Lineage: Eukaryota; Metazoa; Chordata; Mammalia; Carnivora; Mustelidae
Product: collagen alpha-1(III) chain-like
Exons: 4
Coding region: 1-1410 (469 amino acids)
Source: RefSeq, a predicted model, not a curated record
AUGCAUUGCACUGGGCAGGAGGGGCCUGGAGCGGGAAGCAGCGGAGAAGGAACUCCGGCUCCGGAGGUGGCCCUCGGGGAGCGCGCAGGGCCAGGCUCAGCCUCACUCCUCGCGGGCUCCACAGCUUUGCGCGCCUGCGGCCGGCGCUGCUCAGCAAGCCCAGCCCACUUGGUGGCCGCGGCGCUCAUUGGCUCGGCUCGCGUCCCCGCCCGCCUCCUAGCUCCGCCCCCGCGCGGGCCCCUCCCCGGAGGCGGGGCCUGCCGCCCGCGGCCCCCUUGCCGCGUCGCGCGGCGAGGGCUGGGAGCUGUAGUUUCCGCCGCCGCCCGCGCCCCGGACCGGCCCUUCUUCCUGCGACAGGUGCGGCCGGAGCCCGGCGGGCCGCGGCGACAGGGUCGUGCGCGCCCGCGGGGCGCUGGGAGGCGGCGCGGGGCCUCGCGACUGGGGGAACCGCGCGCCCUGAGCGGGGGCGGCCGGCGGGAAGGCGCGCGGCGGGCGCGGCAGGUGGACCCCGAGCGCCGGGGGCUGGGCCUCGCGCUCCCAGCGCGCACCCGGGGCGCAGACGCGCGGACCGGCUACUCCGGGGUCGGCUCCCGGCCGCAGGGGCGGGCGCCCGCCUUCGGGAUGCCGCAGCCUUCCCGCCACGACGCGCCGCUCCGGGAGCGCGGCUCCGGCGAGGCGACGCUGCGGGAGCACCAAGAGCGGCGCUGCACGAAGAACCGGCCUUGCGAAGCAGGCCCGGCGGAGGGGCCGGCCCUGGGGCCUGGGGUCAGCAGAGGGCAGGCUGACGCCCUCCUAAUCUUCGGCGUCCUGCUCGAUGAAAUGAGAGUCCCUGUCACGGGGUGUGGAGGAUUCAAUGCAGGUACACAGGGGGAGGCAGCGAGCCUGGGAACCCCUGCUGACCACCCCCCGGUAGUCGGGGAGGGCCGGAGCCCCCGGAACCAGCCAGCCCGAGCUGUGGGCGCCAGCCUGCCGCGGGGCCGGGAGUCUCACGGCCCAGCUCCCGCUCCGAGAGGAGAGCCUCGCCCGGCCGCGCUGCCCACCUGGGCCGGCCGCGCUGCCCACCUGGGCCGGCCACCUGGGCGCGUUCGCGAGGACUGUGGCGCCCUCUGCUGGUGGCGGGUGCGCACGGCCGCGCUCUCCAGAGCCCCGGGCGGCGCCGAGACCCCAGACCCAGCCGCCCGCCCUCACUUUCCGCCUCCUUCCGCGGGGCCCGGGGCUCGGCUGGUGCCAGGAUCCACCCUGGGGAACACUUCCAAGGGUCACCCUAGCCCAGAUCAGCCCCGCAGCCAGCCCGGGUGCGGCCGGACGAGGCCGGAGAACCCCGCCCCCCGCGCCUCUCCCCGCGCCUCUCCCCGCGCCCCUCCCCGCCCCGCCCGCCGGCCCCCGCGCCCCGCACUUGGUCGCGAAUAA